Molecule: messenger RNA, 3487 nt
Organism: Dermacentor andersoni
Lineage: Eukaryota; Metazoa; Arthropoda; Arachnida; Ixodida; Ixodidae
Molecular function (GO): protein binding
Source: RefSeq, a predicted model, not a curated record
GAGCAGCACGUGGAAUCUCGAGCCCCGCCCCGGCGCUGGAACGCGCAGCUCGCUCGCACCCCUGGAGCGGAGCGGCGGCCAUGUUCUCCGGCAGCAUUCUGCUGCCCGGCGGCGAUGCGACGGCGGACUGCGUGCUACGCACCUCGGACGGCGGUGCAUUCCGCGCGCACCGCGCCUUCCUGUGCACCGUCAGCCCCUACUUCGCGGCGGUGUUCCGCAAGCAGUUCGGCUCGCCCAGGGACGUCCUCAUCGGCGGUGUGAAAGCCGCCGUGCUCGACGCGCUGCUUACGUUCCAGUACACAGACCAGCUAUGCGUGAGCCCCCAGAACAUCCUGGAGGUGCUGCAGGCGGCCGACAUGCUCCUGCUGGACGAUGCGCGUAAGCAGUGCCUGGUGCUGCUGCUGAAGACCAUGGGGAUUCAGAACUGUAUGGGCCUGGCCGCCCUUACGCGGCAGUACUACAGCCCGAGCUUCGCAGAUGCCGUGUUCACCUUCGUGCACGAGAACUUUGACGAGAUCUGGCAGCGCAGCGAAGAGUUCACGGACACCCCUGCAUGGCUCAUGUAUAAGCUACUGUCUUCGCCGGAGCUUAAUCCCGUCCACGAAGAAGACGUGCUUCACGCGAUUGCACGAUGGUUCUCGGCCGUCUCGUCACCUGAAGCGGUAGACCGCACAGAACUGCUCGAGUUGCUCCAGUGCGUCCGCAUUGGCCGAUGCAGCAAAGAUUCCCUGGACGAGUUCCGCAAUCGCUGGCCUUCGCUGUUUGACAGCGCCGAGUUCCAGGAGGCCAUCACGCAGGCCCUCACGCUGGGCCCCUGCAUGUGCUCGCCCAACAAGCUGAUGCGCGCACUGACCGAGCCGGAGAACCCGCCGGCACCGACUCCACCGGCUAACGCGGCUCCGAAUGCGGCCGCGGCUGCCGCCGCUGCCGUCAACGAGGCCGGAAACUUUUUCAUGGCCCUGCAAGCUCUGCAAGCCGCCGAGGCGGCAGUCGCCGCUCAAGCAGACGCUCAAGCAGCAGCCGCGCAGGAGGAAUCCGAGCCUAACUACGAGCCCAUGGAGCUGAAAAAGGCGCGCUGUGACCAGUGCGGUCGCACGAAUCCCGAACGGUGGCUGCCACGGCUGCCGAGUGAGCUGAUCUUUCUGAUUGGAGGAUGGAGCAGCGGCCAGCCGCGUUCCACCAUCGAGACGUUCGACCCACGAGUAGACCGCUGGUUUCAGCACGAGAACAAGUCUUUCGCUGCGAGAGCGUACCACGGCGUGGUCGUGUUUCGGCGGCGCAUCUACGUGGUGGGCGGCAUGAAGCUGCGCACGUACCUCCGCUCCAUGGACAGCUACGACCUGGACCGCGGCGAGUGGCAACACCACUCGCCGAUGCACGUGCCGCGGGCGUACGUGACCUCGGCCGUGCUCGGAGAGCACAUCUACGCCAUGGGCGGCCACACCGGCGUGGAGCGUACGUCCACCGUGGAGCGAUACAGCCUUCGCACAAACCAGUGGACCAUAGUUGCCCGCAUGAUGAGGAGGCGCAGCGAUGGCUCUGCAUGCACCUUCAAAGGCAGGCUGUACAUCAGCGGCGGCUUCAACGGCCGCCACGUGCUCGAGAGCGUGGAGGAGUACACGCCUUCCCUGGACUCGUGGUCGCUGGUGCGACCGCUGCCCCACCCACGCUGCAGCCACCGCAUGAUAGAGCACGGCGGUCGGCUGUACGUCAUCGGCGGCUUCGACGGUCGCCGGCGGCUGUACACAGUGCUCCGCAGUGAUGCCCACCUUCCACUGAGCUGGCACAAGCUACCUCCCCUGAUCUGCGCCCGCAGCACAUUUGCCGUGGCGCAGCUUGGAGACACAAUCUACGUCAUUGGCGGCUACAAUGGGACGGCACUGGUAUCGGACGUGGAGUGCUACACGCCGGGAAACAAGUGCUGGCAGAAGGCCAAGCCACUUAAUGGGCCCGUCAGCGCGCUGUCUGGCUGCGUCAUCACCGGCGUCGAGGCAGCCCGGAAGUUCUCGGCCCGAGGAGCUCUGCUGCCACCUGUGAAACCACAGGUCGCCUGAGAAGUCAAAGCGAAGCUACCACAUCUAACACACCGCAGCAUGACUAUACAAGUGUUUAAUCAAAAUAGCUGCUAUAUAUAAAUUAUUUAACGGACCUGUGACUAAAAUUUUAAGGCAGCACAAUGUGCCGCUAGUAGGCAUCGACGUUAGCACUUUGCUUCCAUUUCCUAGAAGAGCAGAUGUUAUUUUUUAGUAUGCGUACCACUCUUCGACUCGAAUCAUAUGCGACAGUACCCGCAAGUAUGCUGAGACGCGGAAGAACGCAGCCUGUUGCCUGCGAACGAAACUAAGACAAGUUCACCUGGAAGAAGGAAUCCUCGAGCAACGUGGCUCCCAGUUGGUGAUAAAAGUUUGUACGUCUGAGUAAUCUUGACGUGUCACGAAUGUCCACGUGGAGCAGCUUUCUUGCAUUCGUGAACCAUUACUCAGUAUAGUGAAACAAGUCCUGACUUCAUCCUAAAGACCUUUUUCUUUCUUGUUUUAUAGGAAGUGGGGGACAUCUUGGACGCUUUAGUAGGCUUUAGAUUGACAGGUGUACAGAUUUUCGUUCUUCAGGGACUCGUCACAGACGAGCCAUCUCCGUAGCCAGAAGAGCAAGGACGACUAAACUCAUGGCAAGCUGAAGCACAGCUGCACGCAGCCGGAUGAACAAUGAGCUGCAAUCCUUUUUUUUCUGCGCGUAUUCUCUCCAGCUACAAGAGUGGAACAGAGAUGGUCUACAGAACGAUGAUCUUCUAAACAAAGAUGGCGUCGUGAUGGCAGACAGUUAAUCAGCAGCAACUGGCAGCUUCUGAGCGACGUCAACGCCUCGGCAAGCCCAUUGGAGAAUCGACAGCAGGUCCGCAGCAGCCACAGUGUGCACAGUUGUACCGAUUUCCGUUCCUGUAGGACAGGCCAUAAAGCGAGUAACAAGGACAGUGACUGGUGAGAUUGUCUAAGCCUUUAUGAGCACCGCUUAUGAACUUAAGAUGUAUCGCCCGGAAGGUCGAGAUCCCUUAACAUGGCGCAGCCUCCCGCACCACUAUGAAAUGCAAUGGUGAACCAGCGCCGGGACGACUUCUAAAGCGAUGGCGGCUCCUAGGAAGCCGGCAGUCAAGCAGUGGCAUAAAACGGCAAGAGUGCUGACGAUACGAGUCGGUGCACCAUCGACAACGCGUCUCAAAACGUUCGACGACGAGGUAUCAACAAAACGACGGUGAUGUGUAUACCUGCGUUAAGAAGUCCUUCGUUUAGCCAGUUCAUGUAACUUGUUUUGGAGGCCUUGAUAACAAUGACAUUGUGACCCGUAUCGUGAACUCGCCUGGCCAACGGUGUGGUAGCAGCUUCGUCGGACGAUCGACAUGAACGAAGUCUCAGAGUGCCUAACCGCUGCGACCAUGUGUAUACUGUUCUCGAACCUUAGACUAGAAGCCUUUUGUUUAUAUUAACGCUGA